AUGUCAGAUUACAUCAUACCUUUCGAAGUCCAAGUAGAAAUCAUGACAAGGCUUCCUGUGAAAUCACUAAUUCAAUUCAGAUCAGUCUCAAAACUAUGGAAGUCUCUAAUUGAUAGCUCCCAGUUCACUGAUGAUUACAACGCCUACCAAGGUCGACAACAAUGUCUGCUUAUAAGGUACAAAGAUCCGCAUGAACUUCACAAGCAAAAAUAUGUUUGUAUUGUGGAUGAUGAGACUUUCCCCCAACACAAGUCUGCUCUAAACGCUCCCAUAUCCUUUCAGCAACUUAACAAUUUAAGGCUAGUGGGUAGCUCCCAAGGCUUGUUGUGCUUCCAUGGUGAGUAUCCAAACCCAGAUGGUUCCUUCCUUCACUCCAGAUCUGAGAUGGCUGUUAUUUGGAACCCUUCAUUAAACAAAUCAAUUGAAAUUGAGGUGCCUUUGUUGUAUGACAUACAUACAACUAUUCUUGGUUUCGGGGUUUGUCCUAAUACUUGUGACCCUAUGCUAGUCAAAAUUAAUGAUAUUUAUAUGCCUUGGCAAGUUGAGGUCUUCAAAUUAAACUCAGGGAUUUGGAGAAUUCAACGUUGCCAUUUGCCUCGGAAACUAGUUGAGUUUACAUGGUCUCAGGUAGCUAUAGGUAGGUUUAUCUAUUGGCAAACUUGGGAUAAGAUUAGUAAUAUCAUUGUUUCGUUUGAUAUGAGACGUGAAAAGUUUGCAGAAAUAAAUCUCCCGGAUAGUUUAGCACACGAACCUCUGGAAACUUUGUCCAUCUCUAAGCUAAGGGAGUGUCUGGUUGUGCUUCACUACUACAAACAGACCGAAAAAGAAGUUUGUGCAGUAUGGAUGAUGGAGCUUGGUAUUCCAGAAUUGUUUUCAAAGCUAUUUACCAUUAACACCCCUGGUGCAUCAUUAAAAUUAAUACUAGGAUUUAGGAAGAAUAAGGAGCCUAUAAUUGAAACGAAGACAGUUGAUCACGAAGAAUCCGCGACACUUCAUGUUUAUGAACCACAAUCAGAAUGCAUUAAAGAUCUUGAGAUUCAUGGAGAAUGUGGUUCAAUUCUCAUGAGCUCCUACACGGAAAGCCUACUUUUUGUUAAUCACCCGGAUGGACAAUAUAUAAAGAUCAAAUUGCAGUUAUCACACUGA
Molecule: messenger RNA, 1146 nt
Organism: Erigeron canadensis
Lineage: Eukaryota; Viridiplantae; Streptophyta; Magnoliopsida; Asterales; Asteraceae
Product: putative F-box protein At1g47790
Exons: 1
Coding region: 1-1146 (381 amino acids)
Molecular function (GO): protein binding
Source: RefSeq, a predicted model, not a curated record